Messenger RNA from Pseudoliparis swirei, 3201 nucleotides. RefSeq names its product proline rich 33 (gene prr33). Bases 150 to 3173 code for a protein of 1007 amino acids. Lineage: Eukaryota; Metazoa; Chordata; Actinopteri; Perciformes; Liparidae. The record is from RefSeq and is a predicted model, not a curated record. The transcript has 2 exons.
CUCCACACACACGCCGUCAUGUCUGACUUCCUCUUCUCAUGAAGAACAAAGCGUGACGCUCCUCCCUGAACCUCUUCUCUCCUGUCAAGGGGAACCUGGAGCGCUUUGAAGAUUGGCAACAAGUUCUUUACCUGGGGGCUGAAGCGCUCAUGGCUGUCGCAUACGGUGCCCUCGCCCAGCCGGGCCUGCUCUUCCAGCAUUACCCCCCACCCCUGCUGCCAAAGCCCGGAAAGGACAAUGUCCGGCUCCGGAAGCUCCUCAAGAGGACCGCCAAGAAGAAGGCCUCCGCUCAGGUGCUGCAGCCCGCCGCGCUUUUCCGCUCCAGCCUUUCCCCCGUGAACGAAGCGAGCCCCGACUUCGAGCUCAGCGACCGCUCCACGCCGCCCAAGACGCCGGAGGCGCCGCUCGGCCUCCACGGCGUCCGGCAGCCUCUGCGGUUCUCCGUCCGGCUGCUGUACCAGCACGUGGCGUCGCCGUACCCGCAGCGGGUGAGGUUCUCGCCUCAGACGGUGGUGAUCCCGGAGUGCUCGUACUCGCAGCACGUUACAGCAGUUACCUCAUAUUCUGAACCGACCCACCUUCCUGGAAAUGCACCGGCUCCGGGGCCGGUUGCAGAGUUGGCGGUGCCUAAAAUAUCUGUGCCGGUCUCUAUUGUGCAUGAAGCAACAGCACCAGCUGCAGCCGGAGAAACCCCAAAGACAAAAGGUCCGGGUCCGACUUCUUAUCCAGCAACUGGGGGUCGAGCUGUGAUUCAUCAUCUGGUUGUGUUGACGGCACAUGGCAAAUCCAAAAGUCCACGUCCGACUUUCAGAGCAAAGGAACGUUCAAGAUCGCCCAGACCGAUGUUCGAUGUUCCUCAAAUCAGAAUGUACACGGCGAGCACGUCGUUCUACGAGUCGUCCAGGACCCCGCCGGUGUACGACACGGCUGGAUUAACUGCUAUUGGCAGCACAGCGCUUCAAGAAAUAAAACUCGAUUGGGCUUCAGGGUUCGGAAGAGGUAUGACACCGACAGAUCAGCUUCCUUUGAUGGACACGGAAGCCCAGAGGAAAACACCAACUUCAGGGAUAAAUACAAUCAUAACCACAACAAUUGAAGUCAGAAGAGUUACUCCAACAGUUGAAAUCAAGAGAGCUAUUACUCCAACAGUUGAAAUCAAGAGAGCUAUUACUCCAACAGUUGAAAUCAAGAGAGCUAUUAACCCAACAGCUGAAAUCAAGAGAGCUACCCCAACAAUUGAAAUCAAGGGAGCUACCCCAACAAUUGAAAUCAAGAGAGCUACCCCAACAGCUGAAAUCAAGAGCGCUACUCCAACAAUUGAAAUCAAGAGAGCUACCCCAACAGCUGAAAUUAGAAGAGUCAAAACACCAACUUUUGAGUUUCAAACAUUACGAGCAUUAGCAGGGCGGCCCAGAACCCCGGCAUACCAAUUGUCUCGUGCUACAACGCCCGUCUUUGAAGUCUCGAAACCCAAUCCUCUCUUGUUUGCGGUGUCGCCAAUCACAGUAGAACCAGAGAGGUCAAGAACGCCCAAAGCGGUCCCUGCUGUGGGCGGUUUUUCUGCUUCCCAAAGUGUCAAGACUGUUGAACCUAAGCCUACUGAAACUAUGCCGAAUGGGUACAUUCGUUCAGAAAUCCCUCCUGCUGUAAAACCAAUCCAACAAACCAUCACAAAGUCGAAAUCAGAGCCCGAUCUGACGAGAGGAACUUCUCCAGCUGGCUCUCAAAGACCUAAAACUCCAACUUCUGAGCUGAAAACACCGGUAGUGACUUCUGACAGAAAUCCGAGGCCCAAGACUCCAACAUACGAAGCAUCCCGACUUAUGAACACGUCACCUGGCUUUAAAAGACCGAAGACACCAACAUACGGGACAUCUUCUCUAGGUGUAUCCCCCGUGGCCUUUCAGAGACCUAAAACCCCAACCCAAGUGGCUCAAAAGUCAAAGUCCGGCUACCGGGGAUUGACGCCGGCCGAAUAUGCGGCGCACGGCGGAAUAAGAACUUACUCUCCAGCAUUUGGUAUCUCUGGUGCCAAGGAGGAGGUUCAAGAUGCACAAGAGGAAUCGGCAGAAUGUAAGACGACUAUCCAAGAACCAACCGUGAAGACGUCCGAGGUGUCCAAACCCAAAGAAACCCCCAAAGAUGUAGACACACUCCGUGUGGCCAUCGCCCCUCCGAUCCCCACUAUCAUUGUUUCACAAGCUCCGGACACCUCAGGAACCACGUCAACACAAGAGACCAGUACGGCAUCCUGUAGGGUGGCAGAAAAACAAGAAAAAACGCUGAUUCGAGAAACACCGAAGGCGACGCCUCCACCGGCGGAGGGGAAAUCUCUUGAGAGACAAAAAGCAGGAACACAAGUUCAAGAAGUCGCCAAACCAGAGGCGAAACCUUCGGAAGCCAAACAUCCUCCGGCCAAAAGGGGUGACCAGGAUCCUCUGAGGGCAGUGAGAAAGCUUUUAGGCAAAGAUAAAGUCCAGGAAUCUGGACCUGAGACAAAAGCGGCCGCUCUUCCUGUCACAACGUCUGCAGUUGAGUCAAGAGGAAGUGAAGACAAAGAAAAGAAAGUAGAAUCAACAGAGAAAAGGGAAGGAGAUGAAUCCCUCCCGGCCGAGCCCCUUCUCAAGGUCACACAAAAGCCAAAGGGCUUGAAAUCCAAAGUGAGCGGUUGGUCCCGACUCAAGAAGCACAUGGUUGUAGAGCAGGAGGUGCCCAGAUUUCCGGAGAUAGGCCCCCAGAAGGAGGCCCCCGUGCCGGACCGGAGCGAGGUGCAGAGGGCCGCCGAGAAGGCCGCCGACGGGGCAGGCGCUCGGGACGAGAACCAAACCAAAGACGCUCCCGUGGCAGCGAAGAUGUGGAACGCCGUCCUCUUCCAGAUGUUCUCCACCAAAGAGAACAUCAUGCACCAGAUCGAGAUGAACAAGAGCGAGGGGGCGAAGGAGGCGAAGGAGGAGGGGCAGAAGCACGAGUCGAAAGAGAUCCCCUCGUUCGCCCACCGGCUGCCCGUCCUGCUCUUCAGUCCAAAGUUUGACGCUAAAAGGCUGAAAGAGGCGGCGUCGAGGCCGGUGACGAAAAUCUCCACUGUUUUUGAAAUGGGUCUGAUUGGGCGCAAAGGUAAAGAGGAGGAGCCAAAAGACUUUAAUAGAACAGCGAGGGGGUUUGCAGCUAUAUAAGCUAAUAAUAUAUAUAUAUUUGUAUAUA